Molecule: messenger RNA, 2956 nt
Organism: Lingula anatina
Lineage: Eukaryota; Metazoa; Brachiopoda; Lingulata; Lingulida; Lingulidae
Product: polycystin-1-like protein 2
Biological process (GO): detection of mechanical stimulus
Cellular component (GO): membrane
Molecular function (GO): calcium channel activity; calcium ion binding; protein binding
Source: RefSeq, a predicted model, not a curated record
AUGUUCCAGUUUCUUUCUGAUUGCCUAGGUUGACCGUCUUCUCCCUGUAGCAGGCCGCGAGCAGAUGGUCGAGUUUGGCCACCUCUUCACGAAGACCACCCAGAAGAACCUUGGUGACGGGCACCUGUGGUUCUCCGUGGUUGCUCGCCCUCCUCGGAGCCGUUUCACGCGUCUCCAGCGAGUGACCUGCUGCCUUUGCCUGCUCUAUAUGACCAUGCUGACCAGUGCCAUGUUUUAUGAGACGGUGCCGGAGUCGCCAGGGUCGAACGCAAUCACAUUUGGACCUUUCAGUUUAUCACCGGAACAGAUCUACGUGGGUGUGAUCGGAACCAUCAUCGUGUUCCCCGUCAACCUUCUGAUCGUCACGUUCUUCCGCAAAGCAAAACCAAGGAAGAAGCGCCCGUCCCGCAUUCAGGCUGCCAUGCAGAGAAACAUCCUAACACAGAGCACCUCCACUCUCGGCGGAGCGCUGAAAACGCCAGACCCGUUGUCCCACAGGGAUAUCGUGCUUGAAAAGAACGAGAGGGUCGGGGAAAAUAUGAGCAUGUAUAACCAGAGCCGCUCGGCGACGACCGUCUCAAUUCAGUUGCCGUCUACUACCCCUGCUUCGCUCACUAAAGCCUACGACAAAGGACAGCAAAGCUUAUCUAAUAUCAGCAUCCCCGAGGCUUUCGAGUACAAAGAGGAUGCUGGGAAGGGGAAGAGAAAGAAGAAAAAGAAGCCGCUGGAACUUCCGUGGUGGUUCACCAUCGUGGCUUGGAUACUGAUGUGGAUUUUAAUCCUUGGUUCGGCGUUCCUGGUGACCAUGUACGGGAUAACAUUCCAGGAGACGAAAGCACAGAAGUGGAUCACGUCUAUGAUCAUUUCCUUCCUGACGUCAAUCUUCCUCACAGAACCAGUCAAGGUUUUCUUGUUGGCCAUUUUUUUCUCGCUGAUAAUCAAGAAGGUCGAUGAGGAUGAGGACGAGGAAGAGGGAGAGGCGGACGAAGAAGAACCUCAGUUACAAACCGAUGAAAUGUGGCUUCAUCCACCAGAAACUUAUGGCGCAGCCAAGCCCAGGAAGAUCGCCUACAAGCCUCCAAACCCCGCCGCACUGGAGGAGGCAAGGGAGAAACGCAUUAAAGAGCUUAAGAUGUACGAUAUCCUGCGAGAGAUCAUAUUUUACUGUCUGUUCCUCUGGCUGCUGAUGGUGAUUAGUUACGGAAAUAGGGACCCUUACGGCUUCCUGCUUAAAAGACACAUGGACGAUCUUUUUGUAUUCAAAGGAAGCAUUACCAUGGACUUCACUAAGCUGCAAAACUCGACUCACUUCUGGCACUGGUAUAAAGAGGGCUUGGUGCCCGGAUUGAGGGCCUCUGUCUGGUACAACAACGACCCACCAUUGGGUCAGCGCGGUUUCCUAGGCGACAGGACGUGUAGGAUGAUGGGAUAUGCCACCAUGAGGCAGGUCAGAGUGAAGCCAGGGCAGUGCAGAAUCCACGACCUACUGACUAAAGUGAUCAAGGAGUGUAACGAGGCCUACAGCAUAAUGGAAGAGGAGGAUGGGUCGUUUGGAGUGGGCUGGGUCCCUUUCAACGGAACCUCCACCGUCAACAACUCAAGCCCGGAGUACACAUACCGUACCUCUAGCGAGCUCGACGGUUACCCACACUACGGUCUGCUGACGGUGUACGGCGGCGGAGGGUAUGUGGCGGAGCUUAGAGGCAGCGCCAGAACCCUGCUUGCCCUGGGAGAGCGUCUGGAGAGGGAGAAGUGGAUAGACAAGUACACCCGCGCGGUGCUUGUGGAGUUCACGUGCUACAACCCCGGUAUCAACCUCUUCUCCAUUGGGACCAUGGUGGCAGAGUUUCCAGAGACUGGCGGCGUUUUUACCAGUUACCGAUUUGAGCCAACGCGUCUGUUCAACUAUCUUGGGUCUGCAAUGGGGUUCCAGAUUUUCUGUGAGGUGUCAUACUUUGUUUUUAUAUUCUUCUUCAUGUAUAAAGAGGGUAGGAAGAUGUGGCGGGCUCGAUGCAAGUAUUUCUCAGAGUUCUGGAAUCUUGUGGAGUUCUCCAUCAUUGCGUUCUCGAUUGGUGGCGCUGUGGUGUUUUUCUAUCGUCUGCUUCUCACCGAUACCUUGACAACUUCCUUCAAGGAGUCCCAUGGCAACAGUUAUAUCAAGUUCCAGUAUGUAGGCUACUGGAACGAGAUGUACAGCUACAUGUUAGGUUUCAUCUGCUGUCUCGGCACCUUGAAGUUCUUGAAGCUGCUUCGCUUUAACAAGCGUAUGUCCUUUUUGGCGGCAACGCUUAGGCACAGCACCAAGCACCUGUUUGCGUUCGCAGUCAUGUUCUUUAUCGUGUUUUUCGCAUUCGUGCAAUUCUUCACUCUGGACAUGGGCACUCAGAUCCUGAACUUUGCCAACGUGCUGUACGCCAGCGAGUCCUGCAUGCAGAUGAUGCUGGGAAAGUUCGACUUCUGGGGGCUGGCAUCUGCCAGUGAACUCGCGCCAUAUUUCUUCGUCCUCUUCGUGGUUCUGGUCUCCUGGAUCACCAUCAACAUGUUCCUGUCGAUCAUGAACGAGAGCUUCACCGCCGUCAAGAAUGACCUUUCCAAGCAGCCCAACGAAUACGAGAUGGUGGACUUCAUUGUAACUAGGUUCAAGCUCUGGACGGGGUUGGGGGCUCCAAAAGCCGGUCAACCCACCACUUCCACCACCCCGGACAAACUGAACAACGAGAAGACUGAGGGCCAGGACAAGGAGAACUCGGUGGAGACCGAUUUGAAUCAUUUCCCAGAGAAAGUGGACCGGCUCCUGAACACAGUGGGCCGCGUUUACUUCGACUUGGAGACAAACAGCGGCAAGGACGCGUUCAAGCAGAUGCUGAAGGACAACAAGUUGAAGGCAAAGAUGCACAGCGGAGGCUACGGCAACGGACUGAAGGAUCCAGAAGCUGAAGACUUGGCAAUGCUCUAA